Messenger RNA from Raphanus sativus (radish), 1095 nucleotides. RefSeq lists its product as uncharacterized. NCBI's taxonomy places the organism in Eukaryota, Viridiplantae, Streptophyta, Magnoliopsida, Brassicales, Brassicaceae. The transcript is spliced from 3 exons. The coding region runs from base 484 to 912 and encodes 142 amino acids. The record is from RefSeq and is a predicted model, not a curated record.
UUUCAUAACUACACUUUGUGUAGUACCACAAUUCAACAAUACCAUCAAUAGAAGGAUAUUUUCACAAAUACACAUUUCAUUAAUGUGUAAAAGACAAAAUUAACCUUACAUUAUCUUCAAUCCAUCAUUCAUUUUUUUCAUCGUCUUUGUCAAACUUCCGCCGUCGAGAUUUCGUCGUCUUCGAUCUAUCCAGUGUUUUCACAUCCUCCUCGUCUUUCUUCACUCCCUCAUAUAAUUUCAAAAGCGAAAGGAUCUUUACAUCUCUCAUCCUAAAAUGGCGUCGGUGUUCCUGUGAUUGUAUCACGUCGUGGGAGAUCUGACGGUGGGGAAACCAGAGAUGGUCGUAGAACUCGAGACAGAGACGAUGAAAUCCGACGGUUCAUGCUAUCGAAGAGUCGAUGGAGUGCGGGAUCCCGGUUUGGAGGAAGAGAUCGCCGGUUCCUCCUCGUGUGGUGGAGAACAGCGAGAUGAGGCAGCAGAGCUAUGUAUAUAUGCCUCUUGUGUUUUUUGUUAUUAGCUCUGUUUGUUAUUCUCUGGAUAUCUGUAUUGAUCUCAUCACCAGUUAAAAGGACAAAGUUAUCUCUUCCACCACCAAAUCUUAUGUUCGUGGAUGGAUCAGACGUAAAAUGUAUUGCAAUUACAAGUUGUCUUCCGUAUUUAUUCAAAGAUAUUGCAGUGGUUGGCUGGCGAGAAGGAAGUUUUAUCUUCAGAGAGAAGCAACAAUUUGCAUUCAAAGUGCUAUCCGAGAAUUUGACUGCAUUAUGUCGUUUCAUGGCUACAAGCAUGCAGCCACAGAGCUUCAACGGCUCGUUAGAGGACAAAUUGUUCGAAGCAGGUUUCAAGGAACUUCUUAUCUCAAUUCAAAACUUGACGAAGUCGUUUCAAGACUUCCACAACACAGCGUUGAAAUGACUUUGUUAGUUUGUUUCCAAACUCUGUUGUGCUUCUGGGUUUAGUUUUUGUAUGAAGUGCAUUGAUCAGUGCACUCCCACAACUAGAAUUUGUUAAGUUUUCUGUAAUCAAACUACUGCUGCACCAUUUCUUGUGUCCAUUGUCACAGCCUCUUGAUUCGUGUUAUAAGAGUUUAAUAUUCUU